AUGGUGAAGGCGGGAAAGGAAUGCAAGGGAUUUACUCCUGAUGAUGAAGCGAAAUUCUCUACCCAUCCCCAGCCGGACCAGCAGGAGGAACUGCACAGACGCGCAGUUCUCAUCCAGGCCGCGUACAGGGGGUAUGGCGUGCCAGGUGUCAGCCGGAAGUCAUUAGAACUGCACGCCCCAUGCACAGAUGACGUUGGCGGCGCCCUCCGCAGUACCUGCCUGAGAGCGGUUCUCCGUCCCUCCUCCGUUGGUGAACCGCGGGUAGCUCACACGCUGCCGGUCGUGCACCCUUCUAGAAGACCGGGUCAUAGACAGAACGUCGUACGCAGUGGGUAG
This is a messenger RNA of Rangifer tarandus platyrhynchus (Svalbard reindeer), 336 nucleotides long. NCBI's taxonomy places the organism in Eukaryota, Metazoa, Chordata, Mammalia, Artiodactyla, Cervidae. The record is from the annotation of a GenBank genome assembly.